CCCUUUUUAAGACCCUCUGACUUCGCUUUGGUGCAUGAAUGAACUUUAUAACAAGUUUUUAUGUGAGCACGUUUAACUUGCAUGCAGCCAAAUUUCCCUGCAACACGCACAUUAUGAAACGCAGUGUAGUCACAGCAGCGUUGUUUUGGGUGGAGGUGGGAGUGUCCUCGCAUUGUGUUGUGUCAUAAUAACAGCAGAUCUACAAACACUCUGCACACGGCGCGCUCACUUAAACUGUCUGCACGCGCUGUUUGUAGAUCAGCGGCGCGCUUCAUUGAGCUCGAGCUCUCCUCAACGUCCUCCCCAAGUGUUUUUCACCUCGCUCGACCCCUCGGCUCGCUUGUCCUCUACAUGGCCUGUGUGUUUGCAGCCUCUUCUGCACCAGCUGUGGCGUCCAAAUGGACCGCGUCUCUUUAUAGCCGCAGGGUCUCUGGUGCUGUGGGGCGUUUUUCGUAUGGCCGGAGCUUGCUGCAAGUGUGCAGUCUCUCUGUCAGUGUUCAAGCGCUCUCUCUCGGUGGCUCCGCGGGGCUCGGGGUCCGCUGCUCGGUCCCUCCUGCCCGGUUGGAGGCUGGGGGAGCGGGGCCUGCAGGAGGCCGCCCGACCCUCCAGCGCUCUUAGACCCGCAGGCUCCUACCGACACACGGCCUUCUUCUGUCUCUCCUGCCAGGAGUCCAUGACCGAGAGCCUGCGGACCUGCUAUCUGUACCUGAACCAAACCAGCCGGAGUUUUGCAGCUGUGAUUCAAGCGCUGGACGGAGAGUUAAGACAUGCAGUCUGUAUUUUCUACCUGGUGCUGCGGGCGCUGGACACAGUUGAGGACGACAUGAGCAUCCCUCUGGAUAAGAAGGUGCCCAUGCUGAAUGAUUUCCACACCUACCUGUACCAGGACGAGUGGUGCUUCAGCGAGAGCCAGGAGAAAGAUCGGCAGGUUCUGGAGGAUUUCCCCACGAUAUCAUUGGAGUUCAGAAACCUCGCUCAAGAGUACAGAGACGUUAUCUCAGAUAUCUGCCACCAUAUGGGAGUAGGAAUGGCCGAAUUCCUGGAGAAGAAAGUGGGAUCCAUGAAGGAGUGGGACCAGUAUUGCCACUAUGUGGCAGGGCUGGUCGGCAUCGGACUGUCGCGCCUCUUCUCUGCAUCCCAGCUUGAGGACCCCGAGGUGGGGCGUGACACUGAGCUGGCCAACUCCAUGGGGCUGUUCCUCCAGAAGACCAACAUCAUCCGAGAUUAUCUGGAGGACACACAGGAGGGACGUGCCUUCUGGCCACAAGAGGCGUGGAGCCAGUUUGCAGGUCGCCUGGAGGACUUGGCACAGCCGGAGAAGUUGGAGUCGGCUCUGGCGUGCCUUAACCUGCUGGUUACUGAUGCUCUGCGCCACGUCCCAGAUGUCAUCGCUUACCUGUCCCGCCUGCGCAACCAGAGCGUCUUCAAUUUCUGUGCCAUUCCACAGGUGAUGGCAAUAGCGACACUAUCGACGUGCUACAACAACCCCAUGGUGUUCCAGGGAGUCGUAAAAAUCCGAAAGGGACAGGCUGUAACACUCAUGAUGGAAGCCACCAACAUGAGAGCUGUGCAGACCAUCAUCACCCAGUAUAGCCAGGAGAUUCUACAGAAGGUCUCCCUCACUGACCCGUCACGGGACAAGACCCUGCACAUCCUGGCACUAAUCCGAGAGAAGUCCGCCCUGUCACAGUCCAGCCUCCCCUCCAGGACCCACCACCUGUCGCCCAUGUACCUGUCUGCUGCCAUGCUGCUCGCCGCUCUCAGUUGGCAGUACCUCAGCACCACUGCAGCACAGGCGCAGGGAACUAGCGAUAUGCAGGGACAGUGAACCCCUGAAUCCCGUCAGCCUCACCUUUCCUGGGGCCCACAGACUAAGAAAGCCCCUUGGCUUCUCUGGAUGUCCGGUUCUCCUCUGACUGGAGGAAUCUGAAGCACUUCUUCCCCCAUUCGCCCUCUUUAUUAUGGCCGUCACAGGACUAUGGACAUAUUAACUCUAGACUAUGGAGGGUCACUGGUAGCAGGCUGGUCAUAUUAUAGUUCAUUUGACAGUGAUUUGUCUCGGUCCAUCCUGCAACUGGAUAAAUUAUUCACACACAGUUUUGUGUGGUUAUAUUCACCAGCAUAAAUGAUACAUUGAAACAAUUCA
Molecule: messenger RNA, 2146 nt
Organism: Thunnus maccoyii (southern bluefin tuna)
Lineage: Eukaryota; Metazoa; Chordata; Actinopteri; Scombriformes; Scombridae
Gene: fdft1
Product: farnesyl-diphosphate farnesyltransferase 1
Exons: 7
Coding region: 455-1828 (457 amino acids)
Biological process (GO): farnesyl diphosphate metabolic process; cholesterol biosynthetic process
Cellular component (GO): endoplasmic reticulum membrane
Molecular function (GO): squalene synthase [NAD(P)H] activity
Source: RefSeq, a predicted model, not a curated record